CCAGAGCAAUAUUUUUAUUUGUUUUCCCCCCUCUUUCUUCCCAACCAAACGCUUCUUCUUCAUCUUCCCCAAAAUCCCUAAUCGCUCCCUUCCCUCAACGGUUUCGCGCCACCCACGCCACCGCGCAUCUCCUUAUUCUCCCCCUUCUCCGUCGCCGCCAGUUACGAGCUACUGAGUUUGUUUUUAGGAGUAUGAAGAAGGUGUAGUGCAGUGUUAUCAAAUAGCGGCUACCCUAUAGCGUAGUGGAUUUUUGACUAUCGCAACGCCGCCUAUUCGCCGCCAAAUAGCAGCCGAGAUAGCGGAUUUUUGGCUCACCGCGAUGGUCCGCGAUCGUGAUUUGAUAACACUGGUGUAGUGGAAUUGAAUCAUUCUUGGGGUUUUUGAAUCUACAUUGAAAGAAGGAUGUCGGGUGGGUUAAACUCGAGGCACCAUGUUGUAAUUCAAGCUCUAUUGUCACGAGGCCCGCUCAAGGAGAAGGAAUUACACUCCAUGUUUGAGGACAUCACCAAGAGAAACCCAGGCGCUGACCGUAAGCUAUUUGAUGCGUUUAUUCUGACCAUAAACAAAGCACUCACUUGUGCUAAUUUUGAGUUGCGUGGCUGCAUAGAUCAAUAUGAUGGGCAAGUUUAUUAUGGAGUGGUCAAUACUGUUUCUGAUGAACAAUCGAAGUUGGGAACGAAGUAUACUGUUCCGCAGAUUGCUUUCUAUAAGGCUGUUAUUGAAGCGAUCGUUCAAGAUGCCACUGCAAAUGGUUAUAUCUCCAGCAUUGGUGCUCUCAAUCUUAAUUUGGAUAGUCAGGUUACAGUUGCGACCGAUCCACAAUCUCAAGGAAGCCAAGCACUUGUCCCUCCUGCAUUGAAGAAUUUUGGCUUGUCUCAAAAGGAAAAAGCUCUAGAUGAACUUGUGAGAGACCGGUGGCUUCAUUUGACUACAGAUGGUAAUAUUAAACUUGGUGUGAAGUCAUUCCUUGAUCUUCGCAGUUGGUUUCUAAAUAAUGAGGUUCCAUCCUGUCAUGUUUGCAAUGAAGCUGGAAUAAAGGCAGAGUUAUGCCAAAAUGAAAGCUGUACUGUUCGAAUUCACCACUACUGCCUGAAGCAACUUUUCUCACAGAGAAAGGCUGCAAAAGUUUGCCCAAGUUGUAGCACUUCAUGGCCCUAUGUAGUACCCAAGGCUGAAGCACUACAUAUUGAAGAAGACAAUGAACCUCCUCAGGAAAGCCAACGAGCUACUAGUUCUAAAAGAAAGAAGCGCAGAGCCAAUAUAGUCAUUGAGGAUGAAGAUGUUGGAUCCAGCAAUCAGGAUGAGCUGAAUGGAUUGACAAGAAAAGCGAGUAGAGCACGUAGAGCUAACGUUGCAGAUACAGGAGGACCUAGUGCAUCUCAAUCUUCUGCAACUUCUGCUUUCAGAAGAGUUACUCGAAGAUCUAGUCAAAUGUAAAUCAGCUAUGGUGCCAUGUUGUACCAGGGAAUGCUAGGUGAAGCGAUAUAUAUUUUGCUGCUGAUGAUUUUUGCUGAGAUUCAUGGUUAUAUGAAUGAGCUUUUGUAUCGAUGCAGUUCGCUAGUAGUGAGUGACUAUUUUAAGCACCAUCUUGUUUUGUUAGAUUGACCUGUGGCUUGAAUGCCAACGUUUUAGCAAUCAAAAUACUAAUUUGUAAAUUUGUGUCAAUAUUAGUCAUGUCGAGGUAGAUGUAUCUUUUGAUAUGUAUGGUUUAGAAGUGUUUUGCUUCUUCAAUCAUGGCAUUAUUCUUUAACCAUAAAGUUUAUCAUGAGUCA
Molecule: messenger RNA, 1772 nt
Organism: Lotus japonicus
Lineage: Eukaryota; Viridiplantae; Streptophyta; Magnoliopsida; Fabales; Fabaceae
Exons: 8
Coding region: 403-1437 (344 amino acids)
Biological process (GO): double-strand break repair via homologous recombination; DNA damage tolerance
Cellular component (GO): nucleus; Smc5-Smc6 complex
Molecular function (GO): ubiquitin-protein transferase activity
Source: RefSeq, a predicted model, not a curated record